AUGCCUCCACCUUGCACCUUCCUGUGCCCAGCCAUAGUCAACCCCACCAUGUUCUUCAACAUCACUGCUGAUAUUGAGCCUUUGGGCAACAUCUCCUUCAAGCUGUUUGCAGACAAAGUCCCAAACACAGCAGAAAACUUUCAUGCUCUAAGUUCUGAGGAGAAAGGAUUUAGUUAUAAGGGCUCCUGCUUUCAUAGAAUUAUUCCAGGAUUUAUGUGCCAGGGUGAUAACUUCACACACCACAAUGACACAGGCAGAAAGUCCAUCUACAGGGAGAAAUCCGAUGAUGAGAAUUUUGUCCUGAAGCAUACAGGUCCUGGCAUCUUGUUCAUGGCAAAUGCUGGACUCAAGACAAAUGGUUCCCAGGUUUUCAUCUGCACUGCCAAGACUGAGUGGCUGAAUGGCAAGCAUGUGGUCUUCAGCCAGGUGAAAGAUGGCAUGGAUGUUGUGACAGCCAUAGAGCACUAUGGCUCCAGGAAUGGCAAGACCAGCAAGAUAAUCGCCAUCACUGACUGUGAACAACUGUAA
Molecule: messenger RNA, 528 nt
Organism: Artibeus jamaicensis (Jamaican fruit-eating bat)
Lineage: Eukaryota; Metazoa; Chordata; Mammalia; Chiroptera; Phyllostomidae
Product: peptidyl-prolyl cis-trans isomerase A-like
Exons: 1
Coding region: 1-528 (175 amino acids)
Biological process (GO): protein peptidyl-prolyl isomerization
Molecular function (GO): peptidyl-prolyl cis-trans isomerase activity
Source: RefSeq, a predicted model, not a curated record